Molecule: messenger RNA, 614 nt
Organism: Gallus gallus (chicken)
Lineage: Eukaryota; Metazoa; Chordata; Aves; Galliformes; Phasianidae
Exons: 3
Coding region: 1-612 (203 amino acids)
Source: RefSeq, a predicted model, not a curated record
AUGAUUUAUGCCAACACUACCGACAGAAAAAACACACCUACGGCUGUACGCAGCCUCCAGGCUUUGCUCUACGAAAACAAACCAGGCUCUAAAUCUUGUCCACCCGAUACGGUGCCACCGUCUAAAACCCAACCCCAGCCCAGGGUGUGGGGGCACGGCGCCCCACACAGCUCCGUUCCACUCUUACCUUCCUCGAGGGAAAGCAGAGCAGGGACUGCCGGCACACUGCGCGGGGCUCCAAGCACCAAACGGACACGCACAGAACUGCAGCGUGCCUGGAGACGAACCGUGCAGACGCUGCCAUGUUAUCGGUGCAUCAGCGUGCACAGGGUCUGUGCCCGCUUUGGGCAGCAGACGGAAAAAAAGCCGAAAGCCUCACGAACGAGCGUCCCCCGGCCUUUAACGCGGAGCAGACAGACCCGCGUGGCACGCAGCUGCAUAUCCACCUAUCCCCACAUGAGAAACCAAUUCCAGUGUGGGACCCACAUUGCAAGUGGCUUGCACAAUCCAUCUAUUCUUAUCGGAGGAAACUUCAGCAAGAUGAGUUGCAGAAGUAACAACUAUCUGCAGAAGCAACAAAUAACUCUAAGCAGUAAAGAUUUUUGCCUUUAAUU